AUGGAGUUCAGGCAGUAUGUCAGACGGUUUCGUACCUUCUCCCGUGUCGCCAAACAGUCGCUGAAACUUGGCGCCGCCGUAGUUGUUGGAGUUGUCGUCUACAGCAAGUGGAAUGGCAGUAGCAUCCUUCAUGCGGCCUGGACCACUGGAUACGAGCCGUCCGUCAAGUGGGACUCCAACUGGGACAGACGUGACCCUCGCAGUUUGGUACCUCCCUCAAAGUCUGGGGAAGGAGACAGCGAUUUUAACAAACAGCUGAAAGCUCAAACUCCGACGGCAAGCAGACACAUUCUCCUCAUUCGCCAUGGCCAGUAUUUUGAUAAUGCAACUGUUGACAAAGAAAGGUUUCUUACCAGUUUGGGCCGAGCUCAGGCAGAGCUCACAGGUCAAAGGUUGAAAGAAUUGGAUUUGCCUUACACGAUCCUCAUUUCGUCAACGAUGACCAGAGCUAUCGAGACAGCAGAGAUUAUACACAAGUACUUGCCGGACAUCGAGCAUGUCACAGACGACAGUUUGCGUGAAGGGGCACCCAUCCCACCCGAGCCUCCGCUGGGGAGUUGGAGACCUGAACAGAAACAGUUCUUCCAAGAUGGAGCUCGCAUUGAGAGUGCUUUCAGGAAGUAUUUCUACCGAGCGGACCCAGGUCAGAAGGAAGACUCCUACGAGAUUAUAGUGUGUCAUGCAAAUGUCAUUCGUUACUUUAUUUGCAGGGCUCUACAAUUCCCUCCCGAGGCCUGGCUGCGAUUCUCUCUAGCCAACUGCAGCAUUACUCACAUUGUUGUUCGACCAAGUGGUCGGGUGUCUGUGUCAGGUGCCGGCGAUCAUGGGCACAUACCAGGCAGCAAAAUCUCAUUUAGUUAA
Candidula unifasciata is the source of this 861-nucleotide messenger RNA. The record is from the annotation of a GenBank genome assembly. Lineage: Eukaryota; Metazoa; Mollusca; Gastropoda; Stylommatophora; Geomitridae.